AUGAAAUCGCUCGUAACAUCCAACAUUGGUGAUGAUCGUUUUAAGAUCUUCCUCACCAAUCUCGACGGUCGUAUCAAUUCGGAAGAUUUACAAGCAUUUUUUAAUCCUUUCGGAGCCAUUCAGUACAUCGAAACAUUAUCUCGCAAAUCUGCAAUCAUUUUAUUUUCGGAUAUCGACUCGAUCGAUCGUGUUCUUGCAAAACAUCGCCGAUGUACAAUUAACAAACAAGAAAUUUUCAUUCGUCGCAUCCGUUACGGCUGCAUUGAUCGAGCAUACAUGGAUUCUCCUAUUAUAUUCAUCAAACCCAUCAGUCUCAGUUUAGCAAUAGAAUGGAACAGUAGAACCAUUCGUGAUUGUUUUCAUCAAUAUGAAAAGCAUAUCAUAGACAUUCGAUUUGUAUCGAAUUCUUGUCAAGCGUACAUUCAUUUCAAAGAUUAUGAUAUAGUCGAUCAAAUACUUCUGCAAACACAUCUGUUUGAUAUAGAUGGAAUUCAACUUGAAAUCAAACGUGCGAAAUGUAAUGAAAAGCAGAUUGAUCAGGAUGAAUUGUAUAUUGGCGAAUUGUUGAAAGAAAAUGAGAGUUUGAAAAGAAAAAUCAAAAGAUUGAAGAUCGAUUCUCACGAGGAAGUCAAACAUCUCAAACAUAAAAUACGUAAAUUAAGGGAUGACUUGUUCGACGUAGUACCUCGACAUAAUCAUUCCAAACGAAGUUAUCAAUAUUGA
This is a messenger RNA of Adineta ricciae, 723 nucleotides long. The record is from the annotation of a GenBank genome assembly. Lineage: Eukaryota; Metazoa; Rotifera; Eurotatoria; Adinetida; Adinetidae.